ACCUCUGCCUCCAGCCAGCGCUCCCGCGGCCGCCGCUGAGGGGCCGGCUCCGAGCCGGGGACAGCCUGCGGCGGGGCCGCCGCUCCCCUCGCCGCCCGGAGAGCGAUGCAGCGCCCAGGGAGCGCCCAGCCCCGCACGCCCUGGUGAGGACGCGCAAGGCAUCAUGGUGAGUAAGGAGCCCAGCAAAUGCUUACUUACCACCUCGGAAAGCGAAGUUGAGCCAGCAGCUUCGCUUGCUCUGGAGAUGAAAUACGCACUGGAUCCCAACCGGCAGAUCAAGAAGCGCAACAAAGCCCUGCAGGUGAGAUUCAAGGAUAUCUGCGAGGCCCAGAACGAGCAGCGGGACAAGCAGCUCUCCACCAGCCAGGACAGCGACAAGCGAGAAGCGAAGGCGGUCUCCUACAAAACGGCGUACCGCAAGUACAUGACGGUGCCCGCCCGCAGGUCCAUCCCCAACGUCACCAAGAGCACGGGGGUGCAGACGUCCCCGGACCUCAAGAAGUGUUACCAGACCUUUCCUCUGGACCGCAAAAAAGGGAAUAUCAUCAAGAGCGCCUCGACCGUUGACACCUUCAAGGGCGAGAACAACGGAUUUCUACUCGACCUCAAGGACAAGGAGGGCAGGAGCUCGGGGGAGGAAGGCCAGUGGGGCAGGAAGGCCGGCAGCCUGCAGACGGCCGAGUUCAUCUCCCACGUGGGCGAGCGGGCGAGCGCGGGGCCCGGCGCGGCGUGCGCGGGGGCCUGGCAGGACGCCGAGCUGCCCGGCUGCCCCCUCCACAACGCGGCCAAGCCGGAGCCGGGGAGCGAGGAGCCCGGCCAGCCCCUCCACGGGAGGGUGUUUAAAACGGAGGUGGCCACCGUUUACCUACCGGCGGGCGGCUCGGACGCCUCGCAGCCCGAGCUGCCUCACCUCGCGGCCGAGCCCGACUGGUCGCUGUGCCCGGCGGGCGAGGAGGACAGAAAGAGGACCGUGCACCUGAAUGGCGUCCAGCCGCAGGCCGGGGACGCGCCCGCCUGCCCGCUGCAGGCCCAGUGCCGAGCCAGCGAGUGCCACGAGCGGAGCCUGCAGGUCGACGUGUCGCCCAUGGAGGGAGCGCGGCCCUGCCAGGCCGCCGUCGCCCUGAGCGAGGAAUGCCAGCAAAUCGUGCCUCACACCGAAGUUGUGGACUUGAAAGCGCAGCUUCAGAUGAUGGAAAAUUUGAUCAGCUCUAGUCAGGAAACCAUCAAGGUGUUGUUGGGUGUUAUACAGGAGCUAGAGAAAGGAGAAGCUCACAGAGAAGGGCUUUCAUAUCGGACUGGUCAAGACACGGCUAACUGCGACACGUGCAGGAACAGUGCGUGUAUUAUCUACAGUGUGGAAUUGGAUUUUAAGCAGCAAGAAGAUAAACUACAGCCAGUGUUGAGAAAACUUCAUCCUAUCGAGGAAACUCAGGUUGCACCUUUGCCUUAUUCUCAGGAGAGCUACUCCUCAACUCCCAAGCAAAAAUCCAAAACUGAAUCAAAAAAGCAUGGAAGAUGGAAACUCUGGUUCCUUUAACCAAGUCCAUCACGUGGGGAGUUCAAGGCCUUCUCUGAAGAAGAUCUGGAGUUCUGUCAAUCAUCUACAAAGGGAUCUCUGCAGCUUGAUCCGUGCUGCCGGCCGAUGCUGUUGCCGCCGCCGGCCGCGUUCAGCUCUCACCGUAUGUACCAAAAAGGCCUUUGUACCUAGGAACUUGUGUUCGGGAGCAAGGCGGUACCUGACACCUUGCCAACUUUUAUUUGCGGUUCACCAAUGUGGGAUGUAAAACCUGAAUUGAAAUUUGUACAAAAUGGAAAGUAAAACUAUUCCCCCCCUCCCCCUUUAGAUCUGAGAGCAUCACAUUCUAACCUGUUCAAUCGUAGGCUGUCAUCCUGUACGCAGCGCAAUAUCACUAUUGUUUUAAAGCCUUCUGGGGGUUUGGUUUGUCGUCUUUUAAACGAGGGGAAAAAAGCAAGCAAGCCUUACGUUUGCAAUGGUCUUCAGUUUUACAAAUCCAUGUUGAUCGGGGAGUGCAGUUUUCAGCACAUAUAUCCUGGACAAAGCACAAUUUUUCAUGUGGUCCGAGACCAUGAAUACUCUCUAAGACGUGACUAUGUGUAUAUUUGCCUUCACGUGUUGUAGACUUCAACCAAGCUAUCACAUUUCGACAACGCACCGUCAUUUCUAAUUUAGCUAUGUCCUCAUCACCAGAAGAAGUCCGCUGCUCUCCUCCAGCAGGCGAGCGGCUAGAAAUCUCCCAAAUUCAGGACAAACCUUUAACCACACCAAGCUGACAGGGUCAAGGCCACAGGACAAACUGUCCUAGAGCUCACUUUUAAUUUUUUGGUACCCAAAAGGUCUAAAUGACACAUUCUGGCACAGGAAAAAAAAAAACAGAACAACAAAAAGCUCUACCAAUUGCUGGCGUUCGCCAUAACGUAGUAUCUUUUUCUAAUGCAAUCUUUGGAAAACCCCUACAUUACUGCAAAAGGCACCAUAAGUUUUAUAGUACGCAUUAUGCUUUGAAACCUGCUUGGAAGAAGCAGCAAUUUUAAGAGCUAUUUAUUUAUUUAUUUACCAGGCUUCUCAGAUGGGUUUCCCAACCAACACAUUAGAGUUUAUAUCUACAUCUACUCAUUGUAUUUAACGACCAAUGCACUUAGGGAACAAAUCUGAACCAAAUUUGUCUUUCUUUUUUUUUUUUGACACUUAAAAUUUUGCUCGGAAUUAUAAACUGGAACCCUUUCCCUUAAGUAUUUGUUACUGUCAUUACACUCCUACCAAAAAUGACCAUUUGUGGAAAAAAAUCUCCUGCUGAAGCAGCAUGGGACUGGGAAUAUCCUUUUUUUUAAGGAGGUAAGAUCAUUUGAACCAUACAGCGUCAGAAACUGGGUUCCUCUAAGUUGGUUUUGAAAUUGCACACCCUGCAGCAUCAUUAAGAUACAAAUUCUUCAGUCUUUAGGUGGAAGAAAAGUAAUCAUUAGCAGAGGAGCUUGCACAUAGUAACAAAGUGGAAAUGCUUUCACUUACACCGUUUCUUAGCUCGACAUAAAGCCCGUUACUACAAGAAAAUUUGAGGAAAAUCACAUGCUGUUUGGUUUGGGGAAAAAUAGGAAAAGGAGGUUUAAAAGGGAACAGAAAUGCAGGAGAUGGUUAUGUCCACCUUGAAAUUACUUUCAGCGUGCUUUAAUGAAAAAGUCACCUUUGUAGUGACUUCAAGAGGGCUCCGAGUUCUUGUACAAACAUAAGCACUGUCCCAGAAUACUGCUGUGAAGGCUGAGGGAUGAAGAAAAGCUGAGUGGUCCUGUGUGCCGGGAAGGAAGUGCAAUUGUUUCAUCUGGUAAAAAAAAUAUGUGUUUCAUGUAUUUUAUAGUGUUUUUAAUUAAAUAUAUAGAACUGUUUACAGGGCAGCCCACCUUACAUGUUCUAGAAACCCAAAUAUUUCCAAACAAGAAAAUCUAUUUAUUUUUCCUAAAAAGAAGCAUCAAAUACGGACAUACCACGCAAAUACAGCGAUAUUCAGUAAUAAAUAGCGGUAAUACUUCAUAACUCAUACAUGCUAACAUGCCAUUCAGUUUAGGUAAUUAAAUCAAGCAUCUCUCAAUGGCAAUCAAUUACAGAUCGUUAGCGUCACCUCAUCAGUAGCUUUUCCCAUAAAUCUAUUCUUAACGUUGUUGUGUGCAGGGACUCUGACACCAAACCCAACGAUCUCUGUGCGGUUCCUGACUCAUCCGGAGACCGGUGUUCUGUCAUCAGCUACCAUGUCAGAGGAAAGUCACUGGUGAAACAUGUAAGAGCUACAAGUGAAAGUUCUCACGGCGUGUUCUGUACAUGUCCAGGCUAUUUUCUUAAGAAGUUGCAGAUUUUUAAUUUUUUACAUUUUUUUAACAAUGGAAAAGCUGACAUACAUAGUCUUGCUUACAAUUACAUAUCGUGUUCUAUCGUACCAUAACAAUGUAAUUUGUAAUAAAAUGUUUUUGCAAGUGUG
Messenger RNA from Oxyura jamaicensis (ruddy duck), 3986 nucleotides. It is a transcript of the gene INSYN2A, whose product is annotated as inhibitory synaptic factor 2A. Gene Ontology annotation, biological process: inhibitory postsynaptic potential. The record is from RefSeq and is a predicted model, not a curated record. NCBI's taxonomy places the organism in Eukaryota, Metazoa, Chordata, Aves, Anseriformes, Anatidae. The coding region runs from base 164 to 1537 and encodes 457 amino acids. Gene Ontology annotation, cellular component: postsynaptic density. The transcript is spliced from 5 exons.